Messenger RNA from Pseudoliparis swirei, 4867 nucleotides. It is a transcript of the gene gpc3, whose product is annotated as glypican 3. Gene Ontology annotation, biological process: regulation of protein localization to membrane; positive regulation of canonical Wnt signaling pathway; cell migration. The transcript has 8 exons. Lineage: Eukaryota; Metazoa; Chordata; Actinopteri; Perciformes; Liparidae. The record is from RefSeq and is a predicted model, not a curated record. Gene Ontology annotation, cellular component: cell surface; plasma membrane; extracellular region. Bases 138 to 1877 code for a protein of 579 amino acids.
UAUCCGGACCCGGAAGUCGCAGCCUCAGCUCGUCGGCGUCAAACGCGGGAUGCUCCAAUAACUUUUUAACGUAUUUUUGAAGUUUAAUCUCCUCCGUUCCGCCCGGUCUCCCGGUGGUUAAACGCAGCUCGCCUGCCAUGCUCGUUGUAUCGGUGCGCGGGGCGCUCUUCCUGUGCGCCUUGCUCCAGCUCUUCUCGCUGCCCAGCGCACAGGUGCCGACCUGCCAGGAGGUGCGCACGGCGUUCCAGUCUCUGCAUCCGGGCUCCAAGUGGGUCCCCGAAGCCCCGGUGUCAGGUGCGGAUCUGCAGGUGUGCCAAACCAAAGGCCCGACCUGCUGUUCCAAGAAAAUGGAGGAGCGCUAUCAGGUGGCGGCGCGGAGCAACAUGGAGUCGGGUCUGCAGGCCGUCAGCGCUCAGCUCAAACGCCUCAUCAUCCAGAACGCCGCCAUAUUCCAAGAGGCCUUCGACCUGGUGCUGCGUCACGGCCGCAACUUCACGCUGGCCAUGCUGAAGGCGGAGUUCCCCGGUCUCGGGGGCGGAGCCCGGAGCUCCGUGGGGCAGCUCUUCCUGGACCUGUCGCUCUACAUCCUGGGCUCGGACUCCACCGUGGACCACAUGGUGGCGGUGCUCUACGGCCGCCUCUUCCCUCUGGCCUACCGCCACCUGCUGGGCGGCGGCACGUCCUCCGCGUCCGAGGAAUGCGUGAGAGGGGCCUGGAAGGACUCCGGAGCGUUCGGCCCGUACCCCAAGCUGAUGAUGACCCGCCUGUCCCGCUCCCUGCUGGCCACGCGGGUCUUCCUGCAGGCGCUGAACCUGGGCAUCGAGGUGGUCAACACCACCGAUCACCUGCGGCCCGGCCGGGACUGCGGCCGCUCCCUGCUGAGGCUGUGGUACUGCCCGCACUGCCAGGGCCUGCUGGGGCCGCCGGCCUGCCGGGGCUUCUGCCAGGCCGUGAUGCACGGCUGCCUGGGGGGCGCGGCCGAGGUGCAGCCGCACUGGAGGAGCUACGUCGACGGGCUGGGGAAGCUGGCCGGAGCCAUGAGGGGCGAGCGGGACAUGGAGGCCGUGGUUCUCAGGCUGCCUUCCAUGAUCAAACUGGCCCUGAGGCACGCCGUGGGCGCCCGCGCCCGCCUCACCGCCCUGGUGAGCGGGAUGUGUGGAAACACUCCUCAGCGCGCCUCCCGCUCGGCGGGCUCCUCCCCUCCGUCACCUCCUCAUCCUCCGCCGCCUCCUCCCGCGGCCCGCGAUGCCCCGGACUCCGACGAGACUCUGCUCGGCCUCCGCAGGGAGUUCAUAUCCAACUUGAAGGGCUUCAGCUCCUUCUACAGCGGUCUCGGGGAGGCGCUGUGCAGCCGCGAGCCCGCUCCGGAGAACCACUCCCUCUGCUGGAACGGACAGGAGAUGACAGACAGGUUUCCCGGGCCGGGCCUGAAGAGAUCGCACCCCGGCUCCGAGUCCAGAAGCAACAAGCCCCCCGAGCCGAUCAUCAGCCAGAUCAUAGACAAACUCAAACACAUCAACCAGCUGCUGCGGCUGGUGACCGCGUCCGACAAACGGUGGAGGGCCCGGUCGCGGGGAGCGGACGCCUGGGGCGACGAGGAGGACGGAUUCGAGAGCGGCGACUGCGACGACGAAGACGACGAGUGCGCCGGAGUGUCCGGGCUCGGGCCGCCGCCGAGACGCAAGCGGCUACGCAUCUUCGCAGACCUGGCCGAUAACCUGGCGAUGGACGACUUCGCCUUCCAGGAGCAGCUGCUGACCCCUCGCCUGGCCACGGCCGGCGGCGCCUCCUCGCCCGCCGCGCCGCUGUGGAGGAGCCGCCCGGUCCCCGCGCUCCCGUUGACGCUCGCCCUGCUCCUCCUGCUUCGUCCCCACUGACCGGUCUCACACCUCCAUCACCUGUCUCUCUCCCCUGGAUUUCAAUACAUGGAAAUUUUUUUUUUUUUUAAAUGCUACAUUUCUCUUUGGCUUCAUUAAAAAAAAACCUCAUCGAACCUUUUAAAGCACACCAGAUGAACCCCACGGCGGGGUGUAAAUAAUAAACUCUCCCCACUACGACUCCUGUGGCCUCCUCACGCGGCCGCGUCAUGGCGCCGCGAGCGAGGAGAACAGACGUUUUUCCCAAAAAACGCUCCCAGUCUGCGACACGUUGUUGCUCUCUGUGUAUAAUCGAGUUAGGAGAAGAAGAUUACAACUUUUUGCUACUCUCUCUUCCAUGUGACUGAUCUGCUGCCAGGACUGCAGCUUCAGCUGAGGGGGAGUUGUUGUGAACUUUUUAUCUCCAGAGGCCGAGGUGAAACCCUUAUUUAAAACAUGCACUGUACCUUAAGAUGUCCUGUUACUACUUAAAGCUGUGGUCGUCACUUUAUCUGUUGAGUUAUUGGGCUAAAAGAAUUAUAUAUAACCUAUAUAACCUUUCAGAAUUUGGGUUGUCAAGUGGUACGCCAUGGUCCGGGCAGAAUAGAGCGCUAAGCCCCUCCCACUAGUCAUUUAUUUAAACGUUUCCUCGAUCGUGAUUGGAGACUUAGAGGCCCGUUGAGAUGGGUUUCCGAGAUGGAAAUAGCAACUUUUUAUGCAGGAUAUUUUGCAGCUGAAUUAGGCUUUCGCCAUCUGAAGGGACGCAUCAUGCAGCUGUAGAACGAGCCAAUAGGAGAGCUCUCUUUCUCUGAGAUGACUUGUGAUUGGCCAAAGUUUCUUUGUCAGACUUCCCAAUGUUCUAAAGCGAGACAACAGAGCCGAGGUCUAGUACACAUGAGUUAUAAUAUGCUGAAAGGUUAUUUUAACAUUUUUGCCCCAUGACACCAUCACCCCCUUCCCCCCUUUUCUCUUUCACUGUUUAUGUCUCAGUGAUAACUACAUUAUUAUUUUAGAUGAUUCAACUCACACUCCCACUGUCAGUGUUUGCUUUGUUUUGUAACACUGAUGAUUUAUUUUAUUUUAUUUAAAGUAACAUCCCUGUAAUAAAACAAAAAAAGAUCAUACAAGCCAUUAAAUCUCCCAAAUCAGCCUGAUUACUGUACAGAUGUAUGUUUCUCUGUGUUGCUCUGUUUACAAAGACAAAAUGAUUUAUUUGAAAUAUUAUUGCUGGUUUGUAUUGCGCUCACACGUUCUGAUUUAUUAUUAUUAUUAUUAUGAGUCAGGACGGAUGAACAGAACGCGGCCUCCAUUCAUGGUGUUUUUUUAUUACAUUAAAGUACAAUGUAUAAUAAACUAGACAUGUUUUAGUGUUUUGGGGGAUUUCUUUUGUUGAUGAUGGAAGACAUGAGGCUUUCUUAUUUCACGUGUUUCGUAAACAGUUGUUAUUGUGACUAAUAAGCCAAGAAUGUAUUUGCCAGGAAUGUUUUUUGAACCAUGUGUAUACUAUUCUGCAGAUUUUUUUUUUGUCAUAUAAAUACAGUUGUGUUAUAACGCAUCUGUAUUUUUCAACUUUAAAUUCAUGGCAGUUAAAGGCAAAUAUCCACUAAUUUAAAGAGGGGGGCUCCUCAAAAUGAUAAUUUCUUCAGAUGAAUCUCAGUUCUAGACAUCAAAACUUGGAACAAAAUAACAACAAUCAAAGAUUUAAGUAGGAAAACGAGAAAACUAAUCGACUUUGCCGAAGCAAGUCCACGGACGGCAGAUUUAUUUAAUUAAAAUAUUGCUAAAUCCUGAUUGGUGCACAGCAGAAUGUGACUCCGCCCACUUGGAACCACUGAAGAGGGAGCACGGGCAAAAAACCUGACUGACCGAAACCAGUAACGUGAAAUAACGUGAACUGUUAUCGCCACGCCAUCAUCACAUGAAGGGGCGAGUGGGUGUGGCCUGUCGUGACCACACCCGGCGGUGACGUAGCGGUGCACAGUCCUGCUCAACGGCACUACGGGCAGGAUCUUCAGUCAUAGGGUCUGUUGUGUAACCGGUCCAACAGAGAGGAUGGGAGGUCACCUCAAGGUUGUUGUUGUUUUUCCCGUUGCAGCAACACGGGGAUCAAUAUCACAAACAAUCCCGUAUACUAACACAUCUCUAUCUGGUGAGUGUUGCUCGGAAUCAGAGGCCGGGAGGUCCUCGCUAGACUUUGCACAGCUCUCAACGAUCAGGAAAUGAUCCGCUGUACAAACAAGUGUUGCUGGUUUGUACAAAACAGCCGCCUCAGCACAGCAGAUUGAAGUGGAGCGUGUUUUGUGACUUCCCAAGUGGAAAAAAAACCCUCCAAUGCUGACUUUAUUCUUAAUAUUAUAUCGACUGCUGUCGCACUCAGAAUCCACGGUUGCAGUGAUUGGACGAGAUCCUGCUUCACUUCCCCGUAACUUUCUGCUCCAUGAGUUUUCAGUUUUUGUGGUUUUCUCUGGUUGCUUUUCUCUUUGGGUUUUCCUUCUCUUAAAUCUCUAUGAACAAGACGUUAACGUUUGAAUACCCAAUUUAAGUUAAGAUAAAACAACUAUUGCAACUGUAGUUCCCAUGAGUCUUCGCCAAAGGCUUGCCAUCAGAACCUCUCCGGAGGUGUCAUUGCUCACAAAAUACUUACUUAUAUAUAUAUAUAUAUUCUUUCUGAAUGGUAUGUAUCAUUUAAAUUAUUCGUAGAUUGUAGACUAACGAGACGGCCCCUCUUAGCGACGCUUUCUUUGUGUUUCCGAUUCACCACCUUUUUAUAUGCUACCACCAGGGGGCGCCAAAGUGAUACAUCUUUACGUUUGUUUGUUUUUUUGGGUUAGCAUGGUUUGGAACCCGCUUCUCUGGAUUGGAUAACAUCGGACCAAUCGGAGAUUAGAAGACGCGGUUAAGAAUGGAGACCUCGUCUUCCUCCUCCAUAGCUAGCUAGCUGUUAGCUCCAUUGAAAAAUAAUGUGGAUGAGAUCACGUGGAUGUAAGUAGACUUAAAUGAAUAAACAAUAA